Ichthyophthirius multifiliis is the source of this 945-nucleotide messenger RNA. RefSeq names its product MORN repeat protein. The record is from RefSeq and is a predicted model, not a curated record. Lineage: Eukaryota; Ciliophora; Oligohymenophorea; Hymenostomatida. The transcript has a single exon.
AUGAAAGAGUCAAAUAAAUAUUAAAAUUCGAGCAAUUUUAAAAAAUAAUAAAAAUUUUCCAUUAAAUUCUAAAACGAUGCCAUAAAUAUACAUAUUCCAUCUGAUUUGACUUAAAUAGUUAAUAUUCCUGAUUUUUCGAAUGAAUAUACACGUGAGGUAAUAUAAAAGUUAGGUCAAUUUAAAUAUAAAGAAUAAUAAGAAGAAUAUGAAAAUAAUGAAGAAAUAAUAAAAUUGCCUUUUUACGGGCCAUCUGAGAUUGAAAACGGGGUAUAUUAUAUAGGUUAAUGGAUGUACAGGUAAAGACAUGGGAAAGGGAAAUAAAUAUGGUCAGAUGGAUCUGAAUAUGAAGGUUAUUGGAAAAACGACAUGGCGAACGGAACAGGAAGACUAAUUCAUGCAGAUGGUGAUGUUUUUGAGGGAGAAUGGAUAAACGAUAAGGCCCAUGGACAAGGUGUGUAUUUACAUAGGGACGGAGCAUCAUAUAAAGGAGAAUGGAGAGAAGACAAAUAGCAUGGAUUUGGAAUUGAAAGGUGGGUAGAUGGAGCUUAUUAUGAGGGAAAUUACUAUAUGGGAAUGAAGCAUGGAAUGGGUAAGUUUAUUUGGGCAGAUGGGAGUGUUUAUGAAGGGGAAUUUAAGGAUAAUAAUAUUAAUGGAAAUGGGAAAUAUUUUUGGAGUGAUGGAAGGGAAUUCGAAGGAAGCUGGAAAGAUAAUAAAAUGCAUGGGAAUGGAAUUUUUACGUGGAAAGAUGGGAGAAUUUAUAAAGGAUAAUAUUAAGAUGAUAAAAAAUGGGGAUUUGGAGAAUUUAGUUGGUCUGAUGGAAGGUAGUAUAAAGGUUAUUGGGUUAAUGGAAAAUAACAUGGAAGAGGUAUAUAUAAAGGGUCUAAUGGAAUUGAAAGAAAUGGAGAAUGGAAUGAAGGAAAGAAAAUUAGAUGGAUUGAUAAAUGA